This is a messenger RNA of Scylla paramamosain (green mud crab), 3590 nucleotides long. It is a transcript of the gene sp3, whose product is annotated as phosphatidylinositide phosphatase SAC2-like. Gene Ontology annotation, biological process: phosphatidylinositol dephosphorylation; regulation of endocytic recycling. Gene Ontology annotation, cellular component: clathrin-coated endocytic vesicle; early endosome. Lineage: Eukaryota; Metazoa; Arthropoda; Malacostraca; Decapoda; Portunidae. The transcript has 21 exons. The record is from RefSeq and is a predicted model, not a curated record. Gene Ontology annotation, molecular function: phosphatidylinositol-4-phosphate phosphatase activity. Bases 115 to 3570 code for a protein of 1151 amino acids.
GCCUGUGAGGGAGGUGCCGAGGAGCCGAGGUGGCCGCGCCGCGAGAACAUGUCUGGCCGUAAUCGAUGUGUCAAAUUACAAUUACAGGUGUGACGCGGCGUCUGGCGCGGAGAUAUGGAGCUCCUACAAACGGACAAGUUCUAUAUCUUCAAUAAGGGGGAAAAUUCUCUCUGGUGCAACCGGAAAACUGGCCAAUUCGAAGCUAAAACAUGUUGGGACUUGGCAUCAGCUGAAAACCCCACCUGCCUUGGGAUCGUGCAGCUCCUCCUUGGCAAACUCCAGAUCCACCCAGACUUGUCGUCCCGCCUGGUGUUGGUGAGUGGGGCAAGGAAGGUAGGGAGGCUGAGUGAAGGUCAGAAUGUUUACUGCAUUACCCGGGUGGUGUUCCUGCCACUCUCCUCACCUCCAGACACUGAGCUCAACCUGCAGCAGUGCAAGAAACAUGCCAACCAUCCAGGAGGGCCUGCAGGAGAGCGGAAGCUGGGCUUACCCUUUUCUGACCUGCAGCAGAAGGUUGCUCUCUCCAAGACCUUUGGAACCAUUCGCAGUGUCACUUCCUCAAUCAAGUCUGCAACUGUCAGUGCAGCAGCUUCAGCAGCAGGCCAGGGCAGCAAGAUUCGACGAGAGACUCGGGACAAGGAACGGUACGAGCGGCGUGUGCUAGACGAGCUCAGCAAAAUGUUCAAUGACUCAGACUCUUUUUAUUACUCCACUGACACUGACCUCACCAGCUCUCUCCAGCGGCAGAGUGACCCUGAAUAUGAUGCAGCUCUGCCACUGUGGCGCCGGGCAGAGGAUGACUAUUUCUGGAACAAACACCUGUUGGGAGACCUAAUAGAGCAAAAUAAUCCGAAUCUUGAUGUGUGGAUUGUGCCAGUGAUACAGGGCUUUGUGCAGACAGAAUCAGUGCCUCUUGAAACAGCCCCAACAACCCCUGAUGGCUCACAGAAGAGUCAGCAAGACGAGUACAGCCUGACCUUGAUAUCCCGGAGGAGUCGGCACAGGGCAGGGACGAGGUAUAAGCGGCGAGGGGUGGACGAGGAGGGUCGGGUAGCUAACUAUGUGGAAACGGAGCAGAUUGUCUCCUACUCCCACCACAGGGUAGCCUUUGUACAGGUCCGAGGGUCAGUGCCCGUGUUCUGGAGUCAGCCAGGGUACAAGUACCGCCCACCUCCUAGGCUGGACAAAGAUCCUACAGAGACUGCGACUGCAUUUGGCAAGCACUUUGACGUGGAGGUGAAGCGCCAUGGCCACGUCUCAUGUGUAAGCUUAGUAGAGCAGAGUGGCAAGGAGAAGGUGAUAGCAGAUGCAUUCCUCAACAACAUCCUCACACUUGACUCCCCUUCACUCACCUUCGUCACUUUUGACUUCCACGAGUACUGCCGGGGGAUGAGAUAUGAAAAUGUGUCAGUGCUGCUUGAGGGCAUUGAAGAGCUGAUCACCAAGAUGCUCUAUUGCUGGGUGGACAAGGAGGGCACCAUCUGCAGGCAGAACGGUGUCUUCAGGAUCAACUGCAUAGAUUGUCUUGAUCGAACCAACGUAGUCCAGACAGCCAUUGCGAAAUCUGUGUUAGAGAGCCAAUUUGUGAAGCUGGGCAUGAUCCCCCCUGAGCACCCAUUGCCACCAGCCUGCCGCUCCAUCCUCCAGGUGAUGUGGGCCAACAACGGUGACACCAUCAGCAAGCAGUACGCUGGCACAUCCGCCCUCAAGGGAGACUUCACCCGGACAGGGGAGAGAAGGUUUGCUGGGAUGAUGAAGGAUGGCAUGAACUCUGCCAACAGAUACUAUAGGAAUCACUUUCUUGACACUUACCGGCAAGUAGCCAUUGAUGUGAUGCUGGGGUUGGAGCUCUCAAACAGUCAGUGGCAGGAAAUAGACUAUGUCGAGACUUUGCUCAGUGUAGCAGGUGCCUUAAUGCCUAUUGGUCCGCCAAGUUACAUGGCCGAGAUCGCCCCGGCCAGUGAAAAAUACCUAGCAAGUGCCCUCUAUUCCCUCUCCAGGUAUUACAUGAACCGCUUCAAGGAUGCCUACAGACAAGCAACCAUUGACCACCUGCUGGGUAACCCAGUGACUGAGGACAUCAUGAACCUGGAGGCCUCAGGAGAGGAAGAAGAGUCCUCCAUGACACCCGAACAUGUGAAGCAUGUGAUUGAUGACUGCAAGAAGCUACUGGUGCCUGAUGCUGAGACCAUCUUGGGGGCAUGGGGACUCAUUGACGCCGACCCAUCGACUGGGGACCCGGACCAGAUUGACAUGGACAUCAUCCUGGUGCUAACACGAGACUCCUAUUAUGUUGCCCAAUAUGACGAGGAGGCUGACCAGAUUUUACACUAUGAACGAGUCUCUCUCAUUGACCUGGAGAAGAUUGAAAUGGGGCCACACACAUGCCAGGCAAUGUUUAAGCAGUCUCGGCCUCAUCAGUGCAUCCGCUUCAACUACCUGGUGGAUGGCCAGGGUGGCUACUUCCACAUGUUACGCUCCAUGAACAUUCGCUUCUUCAACAACAUGGCCAUUCCUAUCAAGUCUGAUGAGGAGACUGUAGAAUCAGUGAAAGCCAUUGGAGAAACAUUUGAAGUAGCUUGUCAGAUGAUGGGAUGUGAUGUCAUGCUGGUGACUGGCAAACUGGAAAAAAAGAGAAGUAGGAGGAGAAAUCAACUGGCAAAUUUCCUCAACCCUCUGGCUUCCCUCACCAAGACUUCUCCUGACACACUUAAAACUGCUGGGAGUCGUGCUUUCACUAACGUCACAUCAGGGCUUGCCAGACUGAACCCCAUGUCUACUCUGCGUCUCAAGCGACCCACCUCUGUCACUGGUCACCAACCCUCAGCCAAGUUCUAUCUGCAGAAGCCACCAGUGUGUGUGCAGGAUGUUGGACAGGAUGAGUUGGCAUCCCUGGGUGGAAGUGAAACCCAUCUAGCCUCAUGUGGGGUUUUGGCCUCUAGCCUCAUGUCUGCAGCAUAUCCUCCCAGGUAUCUCUCACCCCCAUUAGUGCGCUGCCAUAGUGAUUCAGCCCUCCUUCGAUCCCAUCCUGGAGAACAAGUCCCAGCCAACCCUUCCCCAAACCCUGAAAUCCUGGUGAGUGGAACUGUGGAGGCUUCUCACUCACCAUCCAUCACCCCAACCUUUGGGGGCCUCUCCCCGACCCUCCUCAUGCAGAGAGUGCGGAAGAUCUCCCAUUCUUCUGAUGAGGUAGACGUGAGGGAUGAAAGGGAAGGAGGGGUGGCCCGAGCCUCCUCUGCCACUGACCUACAGCUCCAUCUUCCCUCCAGUCAUUCUGAGGGCCACAUUGGAGCAUCCUCAGGUUUAGGAAAUACAGGAGGAGAGCUAACUAGUCUGGUGUCUCCUCUGUCUUCUCUUAACAAGGAGGCAGUGCUGGCGCCCUUCUCAGUACUAGCACGAGGAAUGCAGAGUCUGGCCCCGGGGGCAGGGCGGCUGGCUCGGGGCAUGCAGAGCAUUGGAGUGAACUUGGACCCCAGGCGUUUGCGUGCGCAGCGACAGAGGCAGCUGGAGGAAGAUCCAAUAAUGAAAGAAAAGAAGAUGCAGUGUAAGACAAAGAUAAUUCAAAUUUGAAUUAUUAAAGCAAAAAUGUG